AUGAGCAACACACCGGUCCAGGAGCCCCCGGCCCAGGCACUGUCCCUUGACAGUGAACAGACGUUACCCUCACGACCCUUCCAGCCAAUCUCAGAUCCCUCGGCUUCUAAAAGAGUAUGUUUCUACAAGAGUGGCGACUAUACAUUCAGCGGGCAUCGCAUGGUCAUCAAUGCCCGCACCUUCAAGACAUUUGAUGCUCUACUAGAUGCUCUGUCAAAGAAAGUGCCUCUGCCAUUCGGAGUUAGAACCAUUACCACACCUCGUGGCACCAACCUUGUUAAAGCCUUAGAGGACUUACAUGAUGGGGGAUCAUAUGUUUGUUCCGACCAGAGACGGGUGAAGCCAUUAAACUUGGAUGAUGUGAACCGACGGCAGGUACCAUGGAACACCACCAGACCCUUCAGCGCAGGGCGACGAAAGCUUCAAAGACUCCAGUUUGGUCAGGUUCUCAGAGUGAAUGAAGUGGCCAACAGGCCAACAAGGGUCACGGAGAGGGCGGCAGUAAGGACACCAAAGAGGCUUGAGGUCAUCAAGAAUAGAGAUCCCGCUGUUAAACGCACAAUUGUGCUGCAGAGAAGAACAGCACCAACAUUUGACGCUUUACUGGAUUACCUCUCCCAGAUCCUGCAGUUCCCAGUGCUGAAACUCUUCUCUACAGAUGGCAGAAGAGUUGAUGGUCUUGCAGCACUUAUCCUUUGUUCUGGAGUUGUUGUGGCGGCGGGAAACGAGCCAUUCAGAUUAGGAAACUACUCCUCCCACAGAGUGGGCCAAAUGGCACAAGCAACGUACAUGGAUACUGUGGAACCAUCUAUGUUACAGCCCAGAGCUUUGAACAACAAAUCUUUCUCAAGCGGAAGAGGAUCAAGGAAUUUUUCCUUAUCAUCUGAGAGAUACAUUGUCAACCAAAUAAACAAGUCUCGAAGUGGAAGCACAAACAGCCAUCUACAACGAAGAAACAGAUCAUUCGAAACUGAGGCCAACCAUCAACACAGAUCCUUUGAGACGGGUGAAACUGGGAUGGUAAACAAUGAGCAACAUGCAUCCAUUGUACCUCAGGAUGAUGACAUAGAAAAGUCUUUCCGUGUAAAUCAAGAUGGCAGCAUGACUGUGGAGAUGAAGGUCCGUCUGACUGUCAAAGAGGAGGAGAUGCUCCACUGGACUACCACACUCAGCCGCACUAGCCUUAGCAAGAGGACAGUCUGUGCCUCAAUAUCUGAGUCGCGCAAGAGCUCUACUGACUCAAACAAUGCCGUUGCCAAAAACUCCUCAAGCAUCAGUGGAGAUGAAUUGAAAGAGGGGAACCAUCCCGCUGCGGGUGGAAAGGGUGUCAAGUUUAACGAAGACCGAGUGACGGGUAUAGCAAAAACAGCAUUCAAACGCAGUCCUACACCAGGUGCUCAACAGGUUAAAAGGGCGUCGGUUGAGAGUGUAAAGAUGGUGACAGAGUCGGGGGUUCAAGAGAGUACUCUGGGACAUUAUUCCUAUAUGGAGAGAACAGCUGGUGGUAAGAAGACUGAGGGAUACCGCGUUGUCAGACACAGCAGCAGCAACAGGCCGAUCCCAAAGCCACGCAAAACGCCAUCUGUAGGGACAAUCAACAAUGAAUCCUCCAUCAGGUCGUCGGGAGUAGCUGAGGUUCUUCAGAUACAAAAUAAUGGGAUGGAGGUUACAGAGACUGUAAUGCAUAUUUUUGAGAGUCAAGGCAGCUAUGACAACUAUUAUGCUAACGAGGAAUAUAGUGCAGAUGGUGCACCUUCAUAUUCUUCCACACCUGCGCUGGACAGCAAACCUUCCCUUGACUCAGCACCUCCUUCGUCUAGCAAUGAUUGUGAUAUAGAUUUUAGCUGUCAGCAACCCACUAGGGACUCACUACGAAGACAAAAAGAAGAGAUGUUAUCAUUGUCAUCCGAACCAAUAACUCAAACGCAAGAGAUAACAAAUCAUCCAUCUUCGGUGACAAAGCAUGAAGCCCGAAGAAAAGUCAAAACUCCUAAAACUGAGAGAAAGAAAAUGAUUGUUAAACCUGCUAGGAAUCUGAAAAGCUUGACUUCAACAAGCAGUUCAGAUAAAAAGCUAAAAGAAAGCAGAGUAAGUCCCUCAAAAAAUGGAGUCCAAUCAUCUACAGACAAGCUUAGCAGCAACACCAGUAUGGGAAAGAAGAGUUUGAGUUCAUCAGAAAGUGUUCAAAAUGUUCAGAGGAGUAACGGAACAGGGAAGCCUCAAUUCAAGAAAACUGUUAAGGAAGGACAGAUCCCCAGGAAAGAGCAAGCCUUAAUAGUCAAUGCUGUUAGUGUGAGAAGGAACCUAACUCUAAGACAAAACAUGGAUAAAACAGCUGCUAAAAAUAACGGUCAUAAUGUCAAUUCUCCAACUGCAAGGCCUCAAAUGAAGAAAAACAUAUCAGACAUUUUACAACCCAAAAAAUCUCUUUUGCCUGCCAGAAAGACAAUGACAAGGCCGAAGUCUAUGACUGAACACAAAUUAUCACCACCUAAAAAGUCUCUAGAGCUGAGUGAGAGUUUGUCAACACCUUCUUUCAAACCUUCACUCUCUGAAAUUCAUCAAUAUGUUGAGAACUGGUUGGAGAAGGUCAGUCCGGACCCAGUGCCAUACACUGAGGAGACCAACACUGAUGAUUCAAGGACUCAGACAAAGGUUGUGUUUCAGAUAGGCGCCGAUUCGGAGUCAGAUGAAAAGACUGAAGGCCAGACUACUCAAGACGAGUGUUGUGCAGUGCCUGGUGAUGUCAAAAAAUCUGCCUCUUGUCUAACUGUACCACAGUGUCAUGCAAAUCCAACUCUUCUGCAUAAUGAACAGUAUGUGAGAGGUUUAUGCGUUUCCAUGCCGAGUGUCAGAGUCGACUCUGCAAAAAUGGAGACCGUAAUGAGAUCGCACAAAUCUGUAGAGGCCAUUGGUCCAGCUGACAAUGAAGCAUCAUCAUCAAACUUUUUGAGUCCCCAUGCAAAGCUAAAACCUGUCCUAAAUCAGAUUUAUUCUUCUAUUCAGUGCAUCAGAGGGGUGUCUGAGACAAACACAACAUCCAAUCUUGAGAAGUCCAUGAGUCUUCCAGAUUUUCCAACACAAGUAGCUUCAGUGUUUGGCUCCUCGUGUAAAGCCUUCCUGUCAUUCUUAUCAGUUAUGACUUUGCGAGAUAACCUAAACGAAUCUGAAGAGGGGGUUGGAGACCAAUCAAGAAGUGACCCUGAGGCCAUGCUCAUGAUGCAGUCCCUUCAGAAAAUUUCUGCUAUUGAGGACACAGAAGAGCUAAGGGCAAGUUUGACGGAUCUGCAAAGCAGAGCAUCUUCUCAGCUCAGAGCACGCUGGAAGGACUUUCAGAUUCUGAGGGAAAGGCUUGAAAGUGAGCCGCUGUCUCCCAGAGUUUCAGAAACAGAAUUUGCCCUAGAUGUUUUCUCAGAAGGUGGUGAUGUAUUUGAAGAACAUCAUUUAGGUAUCGAUGAGCUGAUGGAGGAAAUGAAUAUGCCGCAAGAGUUAAGAGCAGAGAUAUGUUCAACAAUCCAACACUCUAGAUUUUUUUACCCUGUAGAGGAGAGCACCUUCAUAGAAACUGAAAGAAACCACUCAGACUCAGAGGAAGAUGUAGAGAAAUUUGUUGAAGAACAAAAUUAUGAAACAGAACAAUCACCAGAGCAUGAUAGUACAACAGUGGUGACAGCAUCAGAGAAAGAACUUCCUGAAGUUCAGAAAACAGAUACCAGUGUAAAAGAGUCAGACAUUUCACAGACAGAGCGAGAUGAUCUGGUAAAUGACAAAGAAACAGAAAAUGAAUUUGAAGAACAAGAAGAUGAGGGAGACAACAGGGAGGAGUUGAAAGACGGAGAAGAUGAGGUUACAAAAGAAACAGAUGAGGACGAGGAGGGUGCGGAGAGUGAGGCUGGAGAAAUGGAAAGUGAGGAAGAGGUAGAAAAAAAACAUCAUGACAAGGGGCAGGAUGGAGGGGAAGCAGAAGAGGGCAGUGAAGAGGAGGAGGAGUCUGUUGUGAAAGGUGAGGAAGGGACAGAGGAAGAGAUGUCAGAAGAUGAGGAGGAAGAAGGAGGUUUGUUAGGAAUAGAGACAGAAGUGGUUGAGGUGAUGGAGGAUGGAUUAAUAAAUGAAGAAGACCAAGAAUCAGGAGAUUGCAUUAGUGUUGAAGAGACAGAUGAAAGAGAGGAUGAUGAGGAGAUGGAGAAGGAGGAAAAUUAUGAUAUUGAGGUUGACGGGGGGACAGAGGAGGACGACAAUGAGGAGGAUGAGGCUGAGGAGGAUGAUACAGAGGAGGAAGGAAAUGAGGAGACUGAGGUCGAGAAGGAUAUAAAAGUGGAAGUAAGACGGGUUGAUGAGGUUGAUGAGGAGGUGGAGGAAGAAGAAUAUGUUGAGGAUGAAGGUGAUGAGGAGACAGACAAGGUAGAAAAUGUUGAUUAUGAGCUUGACAGGGAGUCAAUGGAGGAAGAAAAUGAGGAGACUGACAUUGAGAAGGAUAUAGAAGAGAAAGAAGAGGUUGAUAAACACACAGAGGAGGAAGAAAAUGUUGAGGAAGAGGUUGAUAAAGAGACAGAGGAGGAAGAAAAUGUUGAGGAAGAGGUUGAUAAAGAGACAGAGGAGGAAGAAAAUGUUGAGGAAGAGGUUGAUAAAGAGACAGAGGAGGAAGAUAAAGAAGAUGAUGAUUAUGAGGAGACAGGGGAGGAAGAAAGUGUUGAGGAAGAGGCUGAUGAUGAGACAGAGGACGAGGAGGAGGAGGAGGAAGAGAAAGAUUUUGAAGAUGAGGUAGAAAAUAUUACUGAAGAUGACGUCAUUGAAGAGAGGGAGGAGGAUGAGGAAAUACAUGAAGAGGAAGAUGAGGAAGAAGGGAAAGAAGAGGAAGAAGAAGAAACUUUAGGGAAUUUUAAGGAGAACGAAAAGUAUUCUGAGGGAGAGGAGUGCUGGAAAAACCUGGAGAAAGCAGAAAAUACUCUUGAAGAAGAAUCAGUUGUAGAGGCUGAAGUUGUAGAGGGGAUAGAGAUGGAUGAAGAAAAGCAAGAGUCGGAUGUAGAGGCAGAGGAAGAAGAUCUAAGUGAUGCAGAAAGUAAAAAUCUACUUGAGGAGGCUCUGUAUCUGCAGCAGCAGAGUAGCUGUGAGGAAGAUACAAAGGUAGGGGAACACAACCCUGAAUCACUUAGUAAUUAUUCCUCUGAGAUUCAGUGUGCAGAUGACAAGGGGGAUGGAACAGACACAGUCGAUGAACUCGAAACAGACGAAGGCGGGGAACAGCAAGAGGAACUAAACAGCAGUCAACCACAUCCAGUUGAGAUAUCACAGGAAUUACUUGACUUUGUUAACUCUGCCCUUCAGUCUGCUUCCCUUAUAUUUACAUAUGACGCUCAUGGGAAAAUCAGGAUUGAGCCAGAUAACUCUCGAGUUGUAAAAACGAAUCAAACAUCAAAACUAAAAAGGAGAGAGGAUAGUUCAUACGGUGUGAAGUGUCUGCCAAGCCCACAGUGCUCAGAUUUGUCUGAUUACAGGCCAGAAACCUCAGAGAGCGGUGGAUACCAAACUCAAGAGUCUGUAGAUAUUGUCUCAGAGAGUGGAGAAGAGGGAUCACAGAGACAGUUUCCAGUGUGCAGACGCAAAACAGAUAUCCGUACCUCAAAACUGUCUGUUGCAAGUGAUUCAAAAGUCUUGCAAAGUUCCCACAAUAAAAGUGGAGGGAGUUUCUCUUCUUUUGACUCAGGCACUAAAGCCUCAAAGGAGGAUCUGUCUUAUUUCAGUGCUGGAAGCUCACAAAAGGCAGAAACGGAAGCUGCCACAGAGGCCACACAGUGCUCUUCUUUCCCCUCAGAGAAGGACUCAAAGGACGGGGUUUUGAUUGACCAAGGUAGAUGGCUGCUUAAGGAGAAUCACCUCAUUAGAACUUCUCCUCCAGUGUCCCAGGGAAUGUAUAAUAAUGUAGACAGCACAUCUAUAGAUACAAGUCAUUCAAGGUCUAGCGAGGACUCCCCGCCUCCUUAUAAAACCCAGCAAAACCUUCUUGCAGCGUUAUCCUCUUCUGAGCUUGAAGAGAUGGCCAAGCCUAACACCCCAAAGUGCACCUAUUAUAACAUGCCACAUGGAAGUGAUUCCGACCCCUUUUUGGAUGAUUCUAGUUUUAAAAGUGGGAAGAAAGAUGCAAGCAGUGCUAAGGGGAGAGGUGUCCGGGUGGCACCCACCAUCAAUACUUCUCAAACCUGGGCAAAUAAAAACGGUAGUCUGUCUUCAUUUGCAUCAGUUGAGUUUAACAUACCAGACAGAAAAGUGCAUCCAGAAGGGGAGGCCUCCUCUCAGACAAUGGCAAGAAGGACAUCUGGUGGAGGAGGGAGAGCAGUACAGGCACAGGACUCCAUCGACGCACUGCGUCUGAGAUGUGGCCAAUAUUGCCCCAUACUAUAGCAGCGAAAGGCAUUCUUUUUCACAGAAACAUUUACAUAAAAAGAUAGUCAUGUAAAUAAGUAUUUUUAAUUUUUAUGUUUGUUUUGUGUUUGGUCAAAUAAUCAUGAAAAAAAACUUGUCUUGCAGCUGCUCUUCCAAACCGAAAGACAAGUGCAGCAAUUGUAAAGAGUUGUGCCUCUUAUUUAUGUUUGAAUAUAGCAAUGUUUAUUUUAUGUAAAUGCUCCUAUCUGUACAUAUUUGUAUUAUCUAUGCUUACAAGUAAUACAUGUCAUCAGCUUCUCAAUCAAUAAAAUGCAAUACAUCAGACAGAUGACU
Molecule: messenger RNA, 6714 nt
Organism: Labrus bergylta (ballan wrasse)
Lineage: Eukaryota; Metazoa; Chordata; Actinopteri; Labriformes; Labridae
Source: RefSeq, a predicted model, not a curated record